UAUGCAUUUGCAGUCUCACAAUUGACAUGUUAAGCAUAAUGUACUUCUUGUAUGAUACUUUCAAAUACUUUUGUUUAAUUUAGGAUGGCGUUUUUAAACUUUGUAGGCAUGUAAAGGCUUCCUCUCCUACAUGUGUUUCCAUUUCCUUGUUUUCGAAAUACAGCAGAGGAUCCCCAGGUUGCCCUCCAGUGCCUCCCCCUGUUCCUGGCACCAGGGAGGAUGAGGAACACACCAGGGCGGUUUAGGAAUGCCACACACUCCGAGGCGUUAAAUGCCUUCAUUGAUCAGCAACCAGUUGGAACAAAUCUACCGAGGUACCUCGAUGCCUGAAGAUGAGAGAAGGCAACCGUUUGUUCUUCUUCUAGGAGAGCGCUCUCGUCCCGCCCAAGCUUUCGUCAUCUUUGAGGGAAGGGCCAUGGCAGCCCCUUCCCUUUUGAAGGCCAUUGAUCUUUGCUUCAAGAUGAUAUAUGUAUUUGAUGUAGAGUAUGCGCCUCAAUGUUAUACGACAUGGGAGUUUGUGCAGAAAUAUGUCUUUGAGAUCAGUGACAAUGUAAAAGGAAAGAUGGGUACCUCCCAUCUGUCCGUAGCCUGAGGGCUCAUCUGACCAACUCCAACUUGCCCCAGUAGAUAAUUGUAUUUGUAGGCGGGGGGCCAAAGUAGAAAAAAGUGAUUUAGGUUGCCACACACCCACAACAAAA
This is a messenger RNA of Strongylocentrotus purpuratus (purple sea urchin), 698 nucleotides long. RefSeq lists its product as uncharacterized. The transcript is spliced from 2 exons. The record is from RefSeq and is a predicted model, not a curated record. The coding region runs from base 272 to 592 and encodes 106 amino acids. NCBI's taxonomy places the organism in Eukaryota, Metazoa, Echinodermata, Echinoidea, Camarodonta, Strongylocentrotidae.